AGCACAGGGCCAUGGCCGAGGCGGCCCCGGCUCCGGUGAGGGCGGCCCGCGCGCGCACGGACGCGCGGCCCCGGGCCCCCGGGGACGGCCUGCGUGUCCCGGGCUCGGCGUCCCGGCCUGGGGUCUCGGCCCAGCAGCUGGACAUGGAGAAGCAACGCUCGUCCCCACUGUCAUUCCCCAGUCUGCCACCAGAAGAACCUCUACGUCAGGCCCCUGCUGGACUCUCCCGAGAAACACUGUUCCAAUCCCGCCUUCUCCCCCCGAAAGAAACCCCGCCUUUGUCUCCCACUGUCACCCGGCAAGGUGCCCUACCCCAGACUUCCGGUGUUGCCAAGCAAGAGACUUCUGGCCGGAUACCACCUGUUCACCAGAAGGGACCUGCACUCCUGUGCCCUGCCACGUCUGAGCAUGAGCCUCCCCUGCAGGGGUCCCUGGCUGCCCAGGACGAGACCCAGUAUCCUCCCCCAGCUGCCACGGAGCAGGACAUCUCCCUGCUGUCUCACUCCACUCACCAUUCAGAAGCCCCUCUCUCCUCCCCUGAAGCUCCUGAGAAAGACCACCUGACACUCUCCCCGACAGCCCCCGAGACUGACAUGGACCCUCUGCUGCACAGCCCAGCUUCCCAAAAGGACGCCCCCUUCCAGCUCUCUUCAGCAGCCCAGAAGGAGCAGCCACUGCCCACAGCGGAGAUCACCCGCUUGGCCGUGUGGGCUGCCGUCCAAGCGGUCGAGAGAAAACUGGAGGCCCAGGCCAUGAGGCUGCUGACCCUGGAGGGCCGGACAGGGACGAACGAAAAGAAGAUAGCCGACUGUGAGAAGACAGCUGUGGAGUUUGCAAACCACCUGGAGAGCAAGUGGGUCGUCCUGGGCACACUGCUGCAGGAGUACGGGCUGCUGCAGCGGCGCCUGGAGAACAUGGAGAACCUGCUCAAAAACAGAAACUUCUGGAUCCUGAGGCUGCCCCCAGGCAGCAAUGGAGAAGUUCCCAAGGUCCCUGUGACAUUCGAUGACGUCGCUGUCCAUUUCUCGGAGCAAGAGUGGGGAAACCUGUCCGAGUGGCAGAAGGAGCUCUACAAGAACGUGAUGAGGGGCAACUACGAAUCUCUAGUCUCCAUGGACUAUGCAAUAUCCAAACCAGACCUCAUGUCACAGAUGGAGCGCGGGGAGAGGCCAACCGUGCAGGAGCAGGAAGACUCCGAGGAGGGCGAGACGCCUACAGAUCCCAGUACUGCACACGAUGGCAUCGUGAUUAAGAUCGAAGUGCAGACCAACGACGAGGACCCCGAGAGCCUGGAGACGCCGGAGCCCCUGACGGGACAAGUAGAGGAACACGGCUUUCCGGACUCGGAGCUGGGGGACCCCUGCGGGGAGCAGCCGGACCUGGACAUGGCAGAGCAGGAGAACACGCUGGAGGAGUCCACAGAAGGCUCGGGCGAGUUCAGCGAGCUCAAGCAGAUGCUGGUGCAGCAGAGAAACUGUGCAGAAGGCAUUGUGAUCAAGACUGAGGAACAGGAAGAGGAGGAGGAAGAGGAGGAGGAGGACGAGCUCCCCCAGCACCUCCAGUCCCUGGGCCAGCUGUCGGGAAGAUACGACGCCAGCCUGUAUCAGACCCCGCUGCCUGGGGAGAUGUCCCCAGAAGGCGAGGAGAGCCCCCCGCCCCUGCCGCUGGGCAACCCCGCAGUGAAGAGGCUGGCGCCUUCGGUGCGUGGCGAGCGGCACCACAAUGACAACCGCGGGUCAUCGAGUCAGCAGCAGCGGAACCGGCGCGGAGAGCGGCCCUUCACGUGCAUGGAGUGCGGCAAGAGCUUCCGGCUCAAGAUCAACCUCAUCAUCCACCAGCGCAACCACAUCAAGGAGGGGCCCUACGAGUGCGCCGAGUGCGAGAUCAGCUUCCGGCACAAGCAGCAGCUCACGCUGCACCAGCGCAUCCACCGCGUGCGCGGGGGCUACGGCUCGCCCGAGCGCGGGCCCUCCUUCAACCCCAAGCACGCGCUCAAGCCGCGCCCCAAGUCGCCCAGCUCCGUCAGCGGCGGUGGCGGCCCCAAGCCCUACAAGUGCGCCGAGUGCGACAGCAGCUUCAGCCACAAGUCGAGCCUGACCAAGCACCAGAUCACUCACACGGGCGAGCGGCCCUACACGUGCCCAGAGUGCAAGAAGAGCUUCCGCCUCCACAUCAGCCUGGUGAUCCACCAGCGUGUGCACGCCGGAAAGCACGAGGUCUCCUUCAUCUGCAGCCUGUGCGGCAAGAGCUUCAGCCGCCCGUCGCACCUGCUGCGCCACCAGCGGACUCACACGGGCGAGCGGCCCUUCAAGUGCCCCGAGUGCGAGAAAAGCUUCAGCGAGAAGUCCAAGCUCACCAACCACUGCCGGGUGCACUCGCGCGAGAGGCCGCACGCCUGUCCGGAGUGCGGCAAGAGCUUCAUCCGCAAGCAUCACCUGCUGGAGCACCGGCGCAUCCACACGGGCGAGCGGCCCUACCACUGCGCCGAGUGCGGCAAGCGCUUCACGCAGAAGCACCACCUCUUGGAGCACCAACGCGCGCACACGGGCGAGCGGCCCUACCCCUGUACGCACUGCGCCAAGUGCUUCCGCUACAAGCAGUCGCUCAAGUACCACCUGCGGACCCACACGGGCGAGUGAGCCAGCGCCCCGCCGCCGCCACCCAGCGGCCAGGUGCGUGUGCCCGGGCCCCCGUCUCGGACACUGGAGAGCGUGUGCCGGGCCCUGACCCAGCUGGCGGAGGCGGGGCGCCCUGGAGUCUUGCUGUGAGCCCCCCACCCUCCUUUCAUCCCUUCUCCCAAGGACCUGGAGGUAGUGACACCAGGUCGCUUGCUGCCGUGUUUCCCCCGGGGGCUCCAGGGGCGG
Molecule: messenger RNA, 2864 nt
Organism: Ochotona curzoniae (black-lipped pika)
Lineage: Eukaryota; Metazoa; Chordata; Mammalia; Lagomorpha; Ochotonidae
Gene: ZNF777
Product: zinc finger protein 777
Exons: 6
Coding region: 12-2639 (875 amino acids)
Biological process (GO): regulation of transcription by RNA polymerase II
Molecular function (GO): RNA polymerase II cis-regulatory region sequence-specific DNA binding; DNA-binding transcription factor activity
Source: RefSeq, a predicted model, not a curated record